AGUCUUUCCAUAUUUAUGGUGCAAAUCGCUCCAAAACAGAUAUUUAGAGGUAUUCCAGCCUAUUCAUUGUCUAGAGAAAUCUCUUUAUAUUUAUGGAAACACAAUAGCUUUGCCUUUCUGACCAAAUUUUCUCUCACCUUUGAGCCACCGAAGGACCAACACACGCCGGGAAAAUCUCCCUCCGAACCACGGUCCUCCGCUUAUCCUCACCCUGGUUCUUGUAAUAACUGCGGCGGACCAACAAUACCCGAUAUGUCACCGCCACCAAACUACCGCCCGAUCCGAGCUCCGACUAUCAAUCUCCCCCACAACUCUCAGGCGAUCAUCCUCUCUCCCAUUCCUCAGGCCGAGCAGUCUCCGCCGUAUCAAUUCCAAUGUCCCGUCAAGAGAAUCCACUCCCCAGAUGAUAUUCGCCGCUUCCAGGAAUCAGCCUCUUUCAAGAACUUGUUAGGAUUCGUAGUCUCUCUAUCGGAAUCGAUCCACGGACACAAAAUCUCAGAUCCUUGCCAUGUUUCACCCACCGUCGCCACCACCAUAGUCUCAAUUCUCGAGACCUUGUUGCGAUGGAUCGACGAGAUCCCUCCUGUUCAAAUGUCCUCUUGAUACAGUAACAUCUCGUUUAGGUCAUGGCACUAUCGCCUCGCUGAGAAAGGCGAAUCACUUAUCCAUGAGUUUCUCCCCAAUGAGUUCAAAGAAUCCACGAUCGACUUCGGAAACGCAAGCAGAAUCGAUUACGGAACAGGGCACGAGACGAACUUCGCUGCGUGGCUGUAUUGCUUAGCGGAGAUGGGGAUCAUCAAGGAAGAAGAUUACCAUGCUGUUGUGGCUAGGGUUUUUGUGAAGUAUCUUGAAUGGAUGCGAAAUUUGCAGAUGGUUUAUUGCUCAGAGCCUGCUGGUUCUCUUGGAGUAUGGGGACUUGAUGAUUACCAUUUCUUGCCCUUUAUAUUUGGGAGCUCUCAGUUGAUUGAUCAUAAGUAUAUGAAGCCCAAAUCCAUUCAUAACGAUGAUGAUAUCUUGGACAAUUUCUCUAGUGAGUAUAUGUACUUGUCUUGUAUUGGGUUUGUGAAGACGGUGAAGAAAGGGUUGUUUCCUGAGCACUCCCCGUUGCUUGAUGAUCUAAGCGGUGUACCCAACUGGAAGAAAGUGAAUAGCGGCUUGCUUAAGAUGUACAAAGUUGAUGUGCUCGAGAAGGUUCCCAUUAUGCAGCAUUUCCUCUUUGGCUGGCUUAUCAAAUGGUAUGACUCUUCUUUCGUUUUAUCUCGUCUUAAAGCAUAGUAACCUCUGGCUGUGUAAUGUGGUUUGUAGAUUGGGUUUUGUAUCACGGAACUGAUUGAUAUAUCUUGAACUAAAGGAGAGAUAGUUUGGCCGUC
Molecule: messenger RNA, 1370 nt
Organism: Brassica napus (rape)
Lineage: Eukaryota; Viridiplantae; Streptophyta; Magnoliopsida; Brassicales; Brassicaceae
Product: serine/threonine-protein phosphatase 2A activator
Biological process (GO): mitotic spindle organization
Cellular component (GO): cytoplasm; nucleus; protein phosphatase type 2A complex
Molecular function (GO): protein tyrosine phosphatase activator activity; peptidyl-prolyl cis-trans isomerase activity
Source: RefSeq, a predicted model, not a curated record